Molecule: messenger RNA, 3692 nt
Organism: Solanum dulcamara
Lineage: Eukaryota; Viridiplantae; Streptophyta; Magnoliopsida; Solanales; Solanaceae
Product: mitogen-activated protein kinase kinase kinase YODA-like
Exons: 12
Coding region: 393-3068 (891 amino acids)
Biological process (GO): protein phosphorylation
Molecular function (GO): protein kinase activity; ATP binding
Source: RefSeq, a predicted model, not a curated record
UCUUUUCCACUCCACUCUGUUUAUCUCUCUUACUUAGCUUCUCUUCUCACUCCUUUCUCUCUCUAAUUCCAUCUCCAUUCUUACGCGAUCUCUUCAAAUAACUUUCUGCUAUUCGAAUUCUUGAACCUCUGUUUCUCUUUCUAUCUCUCUAUUUCUCUGUCUUUCGGGAAAAUCUCGGAGAGGGGACAGGGAAGCUGAGAUUUUUCUAGGGUUUCAUUUGAGCUAGUAGUACCAGAGGUGGAUUCAGCAGACCAAAUCUGAAGCGAGCUGUUUGUGUUCGAUAUGUGACAGCUGAACUUUGGAGGUUUAUUGUCCAAUAUAAGGCUGGUUAUUUGGAAAUUAUGUUAUAGUAAGUUGUCUAUUGAUUUUGCUAAUUUUUAGCACAAGGCAAUAUGCCUUCAUGGUGGAAAUCAUCCAAAGAAGCUAAGAAGAAACCAACAAAAGAAAGUUUUAUUGAUACAUUGCAUCGCAAGUUUAAGAGUCCAGCUGAAGUUAAAUCUCCCGGUAAAUCAGGAGGUUCUCGAAGGCAUAGCAGUGACAUUGCUUCUGAGAAGGGUUCUUUGUCCCAAGCACAAUCAAGAGCGUCGUCACCUUCUAAACAUGUAUCAAGAUGUCAAAGCUUUGCUGAAAGGCCUCUGGCCCAACCACUACCACUUCCUGGUCUGCGUCCAGCAAAUGUAGGUAGGUCGGAUUCUGGAAUCAGUCCAUCAGCAAAGUCCAGAGUAGAGAAGGCAUCAAAGCCAUCCUUGUUUCUGCCUCUCCCCAAGCCUGCAUGCAUCAGGCACAAACUGGACCCUGCAGAUACAGAUGGAGAGCUUGUCUUUGCAUCUAUUUCAAGUGAGUGUUCUAUUGAGAGUGAUGAUCCUAUUGAUUCGCGUCAACGUAGUCCACUUGCAACUGAUUAUGAAACUGGGAGCAGAACUGCUGCUGGUAGUCCUUCCAGUUUGGUUGUUAAGGAUCAAUCUGCAGCUGGACAAAUUAACUCGAAAGAAAUGACAAGACCAAUUAGUCUUUCACCAAGUAGAAAUGUUUCCUCUGUAUCUCCUAAGAGAAGACCUUUGAGUAGUCAUGUAACCACUCUACAGGUGCCUCCUCCUGGAGCCUUUUGCAGUGCUCCUGAUAGUUCUAUGUCAAGUCCUUCUAGAAGUCCUAUGAGAGCUGCUCCAAGUGAGCAAGUUACUAGUUCUACUCUAUGGGCAGGAAGGGCUUAUCCAGAUCUUCCUUCACUUGGAUCUGGCCAUUGUUCAAGUCCAGGGUCUGGUCAGAAUUCUGGACAUAAUUCAAUGGGAGGAGAUAUGUCUGGACAACUGUUUUGGCAGCCUUGUAGAGGAAGUCCAGAGUACUCUCCUAUUCCUAGUCCUAGGAUGACAAGUCCGGGACCUAGCUCGAGAAUUCAUAGUGGCGCUGUCACACCAAUUCAUCCUAGGGCUGUAGGUGGUGCCUCUGAAUUGCAGACUAGUUGGCCUGACGAUGGAAGACUGCAAAGUCACCCUUUGCCUCUUCCUCCUUUGAUAAUUUCCAACUCUUCGCCCUUUUCACAUUCCAAUUCAGUUGCAACAUCUCCCUCGCUGCCUCGUAGUCCAGGUAGAGCCGAGAACCUUGCUAGCCCUGGCUCUCGUUGGAAAAAAGGAAAAUUGCUGGGAAGAGGCACAUUUGGACAUGUUUAUGUUGGUUUUAAUAGUGAUAGCGGUGAAAUGUGUGCAAUGAAGGAGGUUACAUUAUUUUCAGAUGAUGCAAAGUCAAAGGAAAGUGCAAAGCAGUUGGCACAAGAGAUUGCAUUGUUAAGCCGAUUAAGGCAUCCAAACAUUGUUCAGUACUACGGGACAGAAACGGUUGGCGAUAAACUGUAUAUCUACUUGGAAUAUGUAUCGGGUGGGUCCAUUUAUAAGCUUUUACAAGAAUAUGGUGCAUUUGGAGAAGCAGCGAUCCGUAGUUAUACUCAACAAAUCUUAUCAGGGCUUGCAUACUUACAUGCUAAAAACACAGUGCAUAGAGAUAUUAAAGGAGCAAAUAUUCUUGUUGAUCCAAAUGGGCGCAUAAAGCUAGCAGACUUUGGAAUGGCAAAACAUAUCACAGGGCAAUCAUGUCCAUUAUCAUUCAAGGGAAGUCCUUACUGGAUGGCCCCCGAGGUUAUCAAGAAUUCUAGUGGCUGCAACCUUGCUGUUGAUAUAUGGAGUCUUGGGUGCACCGUCUUAGAAAUGGCUACAUCAAAGCCUCCUUUUAGCCAGUAUGAAGGGGUUGCUGCUAUGUUUAAGAUUGGAAAUAGUAAAGAGCUCCCAGCUAUACCAGAACAGCUCUCAGAUGAAGCUAAAGAUUUUGUGAGGAAGUGCUUGCAGCGUGAGCCCCGUCAUCGUCCUACUGCUGCUCAGCUAUUGGAGCAUCCUUUUGUGAAAAGUGCUGCAACUCUGGAGAAGCCAAAUAUUUCUCCUGCACCUUUGGAUCCACCAUGUACAGGAGCAAAUGGCGUAAAAUCUCUGGGCAUUGGACAGGCAAGGAAUAUCCCUACAUCAGAAUCAGAAAGACUUGCAAUCCACUCAUCCAGAGUGUCAAAAUCUAAUUUUCACUGCAGUGACAUCCACUUUACAAGAAACAUAUCAUGCCCUGUCUCGCCAAUUGGUAGCCCUCUUUUACAUCCAAGGUCACCUCAACGCCUAAAUGAGAGGCUGUCUCCCUCACCCAUAUCAAGUCCAAUCACCAUGUCUGGCUCAUCAACACCACUCUCUGGAGGGACUGGUGCUAUUCCAUUUCAUCACCUUAAUCAGUCAGUUUACUUACAGGAGGCAGCACCACUUCCACAGAGUCCUUACAUGAAUGGCCCUUCUUACUGGGAUCCUGAUGUUUUACGAGGGCCACAAUCAGGAUCUCAUGCUUUCCGGGAAUUGGCAUCCUCUCAAAAUGAUGCUCUUGGAAAGCAGUUUGGGAGGACUACAGGAGGAGAGCUUUAUGAUGGGCAGUCAGUGCUGGCUAAUCGGGUGUCUCAGCAACUCUUAAGGGAUCAUGUGAAAUUGGUUCCUUCACUAGAUCUAAACCCUUGUCCUCCUUUGGAAGGUCGGACAGGUGAAGCAUGAUUUUUUCUUUGUCAGAUACAACAUUCAUGGCACACUUUCCAGUUUCUUUGUUUACUAUCAGUGUAUGUUGGUAACUUUGAAGGAAGCUGAUUUGCACAAUAAGGAUCCACCGGGGGGAAACUAGGAAAUAAACUAGCAACUUCUUGAGCAGAACUUAUCCAUUGUCGAGAUCAUUCAGCUGAUCUUAUUACCUCCGUCCGCCCUUGGGUCUAGUGUUACAAAGAUGAAGCUUACUUCCCAGUGAACUUUUGACCUUCAUUGUAGCAUCUGUGGACAUUGAAGCAGUUUGUAAAAUCUUGAGUGCCUAAGAUCAGAUUUGAUAACCGAAUCUGAGCCAUGAAAAUUUGCUCGUGGAGGCUAGCUGCAAGUGAUUCAAUGUAUAGCUGAUCCUUCAACAUGACAUUUGUGGUACCAAACUUGUAUAUUUAUGCUGUCCCAUAGAAGAGAGAACAAAAGAAGCAAGCGUGGAAAUUAAAUAGGAUUAGGGCCCUUUAUCUUCCUCCUCUUCCCCCUUUGGGAACAGGAUGUUAGGGUUUCUGUACAGUAAACAAUGAACUGAAAAUAUUGCUCUGAUUAAACAAAAUCAGAGAUGACAGCACAUUUCUUAUCAACAUUUUGACUUUA